This is a messenger RNA of Malania oleifera, 2131 nucleotides long. RefSeq names its product MLO-like protein 4. Lineage: Eukaryota; Viridiplantae; Streptophyta; Magnoliopsida; Santalales; Ximeniaceae. Gene Ontology annotation, cellular component: membrane. The coding region runs from base 111 to 1805 and encodes 564 amino acids. The record is from RefSeq and is a predicted model, not a curated record. Gene Ontology annotation, biological process: defense response. The transcript is spliced from 15 exons.
UCCCCGGCUUCCUGGACCCUGCUCUUCUCUUUUUGUAUUUUCUCAAGAAAGGGGUGAAGGUGAAGUUACCCAGUAAAAAAUUUCAUGGGUUGUUGCCUCUGACGAGAGAAAUGGAGGGAGUGAUAAUGGAAGGAAGGUCUCUGGCCGAGACACCGACCUGGUCAGUGGCAUCAGUCACCACAGUCAUGGUUUUCGUCGGCUUUCUUGUGGAGAGAUCCAUUUACAGGUUUGGAAAGUGGUUGAAGAGCACGCGGAGGAAGGCUCUGUUAGCUUCUUUAGAGAAGAGUAAGGAAGAGCUGAUGCUGCUUGGGCUUAUAUCUUUGAUGUUGGUCCAAUGUGGAAGGUGGAUUUCUGAGAUCUGUGUAAAUUCAUCCCUUUUUAAUAGUCGAUUCUAUCUUUGUUCUGAGGAGGAUUAUGGCAUCAGAGAGAAUUCAAAUCCUGGCUCUUUCUUGAAUGGGACUGAUAUUCCUCCAAGAGGAAUUAUGGCUCAAUCUCAUCAAUGUGGUGAGGGCCGUGAACCAUUUGUUUCGUAUGAAGGUCUUGAGCAGCUUCACCGCUUCCUGUUUGUUCUCGGCAUCACUCAUGUUCUAUAUAGUUGUGUUGCAGUUGGCCUGGCUAUGAUCAAGAUAUAUAGUUGGAGAAAAUGGGAAAGCCAAGGAAUCAUAGCGGUCAAUGGUAAUUUGCAAGCAGCAAAGAAGAAGGUAAUGCAGCGACAAACUACCUUUAUCUUUCAUUACACUUCUCAUCCUUGGAGCAGGAAUCGGGUUCUCAUUUGGAUGCUUUGCUUUCUAAGACAAUUCAAAAGUUCUAUGCAGAAGUCAGAUUACUUAGCUCUGCGUCUGGGAUUCAUCACUAACCACAAGCUCCCACUUUCUUAUAAUUUUCAUCAGUACAUGGUUCGAAGCAUGGAAGAUGAAUUUCAUGGAAUUGUGGGGAUCAGUUGGCCACUGUGGGGCUAUGCCAUAUUAUGCAUCUUCAUAAAUAUUCAUGGUCUGAACAUUUACUUCUGGCUUUCUUUUAUCCCAGCUAUUCUUGUAAUGAUGGUUGGAACAAAACUCCAACAUGUUGUCUCCUCGUUAGCGCUCGAAAUUGUGGAACCAAAAAUUCCAUCAAUUGGAACUCAAGUGAAGCCACGUGAUGAUCUAUUUUGGUUUGGAAAACCAGAUAUAUUGCUGCGGUUGCUUCAAUUUAUCUCAUUCCAGAAUGCCUUUGAGAUGGCAACAUUUAUUUGGUAUUUGUGGGGAUUAAAGCAACAAUCAUGUUUCAUGAAGAAUCAUGUUAUGAUAAUCAUUCGGUUGGCUUGUGGGCUCCUUGUUCAAUUCUGGUGUAGCUAUAGCACAGUGCCUCUGAAUGUAAUUGUCACACAGAUGGGAUCUCGGAGUAAGAAAGCCUUGAUUGCUGAGAAUAUCAGAGAAUCCCUUCACAAUUGGUGUAAGAGAGUGAAGGAGAAGUCUAAACGUGAUUCAUUUCUCUCUCGUACUGGAACAACGACAUCAACCUGCUCACUUGAAUCAACAAUAGAUGAGAGGGAUGAAAUUCUCACGGUUGUGUCCGGUACACUGUCCAGGUGCUCUUCUGCAGGCUCACUGAAUGUAACCGUGACAUCAACCGAGCAGGCAGAAGCCAUGUUCAAUAUUUCCAACCCACCCCAGCAUGAAUAUUCACUCUGCAUUUCAGAAUAUUCAUCUCAAUUAACAGGGCGUACUUCACAAACCCCUGAAAAUGGUGCAGCAAAUAAUGCCGAAGAGGAAGAGGAAGAGGAAGGCAAAGUUGAAACUCUUCGCCAGUUGUUUCAGAAGACAUGAGAUAUUUAAUCUCUAUGGAGUUCAGUUCCACUCGGACAGCCUUUGCAAUCUGGGAUCAAUUAAAGCAUCAUUAUUAAUAUGAAAUCAAUUUUGUACGUUAGUUACAAGUAUGUCAUAAAGCACUCCUGAGCAUUCGGCUUGUCGCUCAAUUGGCAAUUUUUGUCCACAAUUUAGGAAAUAGGAAAUAGGAUUUUGGGCCUUGCUAGCACACUAGUAGCCAAGAACAAGAAGCUUGCUUGCACGCGGUUCAAGGAUUUUGUGCCUUGCUAGGGCAUUUUUGUAGGUGCUCUUCAAUUUUUUUUAAUUCAAUUGAUACUUUUCUAUUC